GGAAUCCCAUUUUUACCUGUAGAAGAUCUUGAAAAUUCGUCAAUAAUAAAUUUUUUCAGCGAGGUUCAACAACUAAAAUCCUGCAUACAGACCAUAUUUUUGGUUCUGUCGCAGAAUGGCGUCGUAGGUGCGACAUCACCGGUGCUUGGCGCUAUACCGCCGGCGCCAUCGUUGGCGUCUGUUAUCGCGCCACCACCGCCACCGGCGCCGCCAACGCAUGGCUCAACACGUAAACGUCCUGCGCCUGCAGCACCACAACCGGAGUGCCCUGUCGCGCUGCGUCCGAUUGCUUCAUGUCCAACAUUGCCGUCUCAGUUCAUGCCUCACUGGACAUGGUUGAUGCCGGGUUUAAUGCGACCACCGUCGCCUACCCUACCGGCACCACCGUCCCUUGAGACAACGGCCACGGCUCACAAUGAACAGGAGCCAACAAAAUGGAGCAAUCCGUCCAGCGUGGAGAGUAAUGGGCUGAAGACCGACUGCUCAGCUGGUCAGUUAGCUGCAUAG
This is a messenger RNA of Ostertagia ostertagi, 507 nucleotides long. Lineage: Eukaryota; Metazoa; Nematoda; Chromadorea; Rhabditida; Trichostrongylidae. The record is from the annotation of a GenBank genome assembly.